Molecule: messenger RNA, 1194 nt
Organism: Adineta steineri
Lineage: Eukaryota; Metazoa; Rotifera; Eurotatoria; Adinetida; Adinetidae
Source: the annotation of a GenBank genome assembly
AUGAAAAAUAAUCAGCUCUAUAUAUUAUUAUUUGGUACAACAUUAACAGCAAGUAUUUUAUUUAUUUUAAAUUCUAUUAGACAAAAAAAGAAACGAAAACAAGAUGAAGAACAAAAAAAUGAAUAUUUAAAAUGUAAAUCAUUAAAUGAAUUUGAAGAAUUAGCUAAAAAAUUAAUGAAAUCUCAUCGUUUUUAUUAUUAUGAUUAUAAAGCUGGCGAAGGACAUACAUAUAAAGCAUGUCGAGAUUAUUUUGAUAAAAAAUUAAGAAUUUUACCAAGAGUAUUAAUUGAUGUUAAUGAAAUAUCAUUAAAAACAAAUAUUUUCGGAUGUUUAUAUGAAUCACCUAUAAUAAUAGCUCCAACAACAUUUCAUUGUCUUGCAAAUAUUGAUGGUGAAAUUGGUACAGCUCGUGGUGCAACAGAAGCUCAAUGUAUUUAUACUUAUAAUUGGAUGUAUUCUACAAAACCAGAAGAUGAAGUUUUAAAAACAGAUGGUCCAAAAUUUUUACAUAUUUAUUUAACAACACCGAAAGAAAUUUUAGAAAAAAUAGUUCAAGAAGCUGAAAUAAAAGGAUAUCGAGCAAUUGUUAUAACAUGUGAUCAUCCAACUGAUCGAGUUCGUGAUAAUGUAUUACCAUUAUUUGAAGAGGCAUCAAAAACUAUUGAUAAAGAAUUAAAUCAAAGUAUGCCAAUGCCAAAUAUGAAUUUACCUGAUAUAAUUGUUAAACAAAAUUUAAGUACGGGUUCAAUAACAUGGGCAAAUAUUGAAUGGUUAAGAAAAUUAACAAAAUUACCAUUAAUUUGUAAAGGAAUUUUAUCACCUAUUGAUGCUAAUUUAGCAAUUCAACAUGGAGCAAAUGGAAUUAUUGUUAGUAAUCAUGGUGGUAGACAGGUUGAUACGGCACCACCUGCUAUUGAAUGUUUAGAAGAUAUUGUUAAUGUUGUUGAUGGACGUGUAGAAGUAUUUAUUGAUACUGGUAUUCGAAGUGGAACGGAUAUAUUAAAAGCAUUGGCAUUAGGUGCACGAGCUAUUCUUAUUGGUCGACCAAUUUUAUAUGGAUUAGCUUGUGGUGGACACAAUGGUGUAAAACAAGUAUUAGAUAUAUUAAAACGUGAAUUAAUCUAUGAUAUGGCAUGUUGUGGAUUAAGUUCAAUCGAUGAAAUCAAUAAAAAUAUUCUUUAUAAACACUCAUAG